CGUCAUUGCAUAUCGGUAUGUAUGCACGUCUUCCUGCCUUUCUCAUAAACUGGUGUAAGCUGAUCGGAGCACGUCGGAGUGAGUAAUACGUCGUUGGAUGAAAACGGCUGACUAUGUCCAAGAAGCAGGACAAAGUGGACAACGGCAUUGUUGCCGUCAAGAGCAAAUUUGACGCCGACAUUAUAAGAUUCUCGAUCAAUCGUAACGAGCCUACGAGUUAUGAAGAGUUCGGCAAGAUAUUGGGAGAACGCCAUGACAUACGAGCAGAUUUUCUAAUUUUCUACAUAGACACGGAUGGCGACCUACUUCCUAUAAAUAAUGACAACAAUCUGGCUAGAGCUUUGCUGGCUGCCAGGUGUCUGCUCAGAAUUUUUAUACAAAGGAAAGGUGAUGGAGCAUGGGACAACAAUGGAUACGCAACAAUGAAACCGAAAAACUUGAUAUCCAGUAUCUUGGGUGGCACACCGGGAAAACCAAAACCUAUAGCUAUUUCAAAUCCACAUGAUUUUAGACAGGUAUCUGCAAUUAUUGAUGUCGACAUACUGCCAGAAACUUGUCGACGUGUUCGUCUCUUGAAGCAUGGUUCCGAUAAGCCCUUAGGGUUUUACAUCAAGGAUGGUGAAAGUUUUCGCAUAUUGCCACAGUCUGCUGGUGGGGGAAUUGAGAAAGUCCCCGGAGUAUUUAUCAGUAGAUUAGUACCAGGUGGUUUAGCAGAGAGUACAGGGCUUCUAGCUGUAAAUGACGAGGUCUUAGAAGUGAAUGGUAUAGAGGUAGCGGGAAAAACACUUGAUCAGGUGACGGAUAUGAUGAUAGCAAACUCCUCCAAUCUUAUCAUAACUGUCAAGCCGGCAAAUCAGAGGGCGGCGUUGGCCGCACCUCGUCGUGGUUCGUUUUCACGUAAUAGUCAAUUGUCAUCGGGAAGUCGUCAGUCUACACAGAGCGCCGGUAGCGACGAGGAAGCAGAUGAAAUAGUUGAUCUAACGGGUAUGACGAUGCAAGAGGAUACAGCAUCAGCGUCAUCCACUCAGCACCAUCAUUAUCACCAUCACCAUCACCAUCAAAACUACAGUCACGAUCAAGGUGUGCUACAUCUUUAGAGCGACAUUGCUUAAUUGUUACUGAUAAAUAUCAUAUAAAAGGUAAUAUCUGAAUGUAAAAAAACUCAACGAUCAACGUAUUAAUUGAAUUAUGCUCAAUUUAAUAGCUUCUGUUAGCGUUAUUUGCAGCAGAAGUUAUUUAGAGAUAAGAUUCUACAGAAACGUAUAAACGACAAUAAUCGCGUUAAUUCUGCAGCUCAAGUUGGAGAUUAAAGAGCUCUUCGGUAGGCUUCUGACAAAAGAUUAAUGCAAGAAUGGAAAAAAAUCGUGGAUUGUGCUAAUAUAAGGCACAUAUAAAUCAAUAUCUUAAAACAAUUAAUGUUAUUCUAUGACUUCAAAUAUAAUAUUAUUCUAUAAGACGUUGACAAAUGAAUAUAUCUUGUAUUUAAAAAUCAUAGUAUAAACAUUAAAUUAUAAAAUAUCGAAAUAACAUCGAUACAAGAAUUUCAGAGCAGUAUUAUAAAAAUAUUGUGAUUGGUUGAGUUAAUACUUUUUAUGAGAAAAGCGUCGUAUUUGUAUUAUAAGAGACAAAAAUUGCAGGAUUACAAUCCAGUACUUAAUUAUUAAUGAUUAUAAUAAAUCAUUAGUCAAUCGUUGUGUUAAAUCUUAUACAUAAGAGAGAAAACAGCAAACUGUAUUAUAUUGUAUUUUUUUAUGAUGUAUUUCUAGUAGUACCUUUAAAAAAAAUCGCACUCAGCUUUCCUCGAUGGCAUGCGUAUAAGAUUUUUUUUUACAUCUACAUGUAUAUUAUCUUUUACAUGACAUUUAUCAGUAACAAUUAAGCAAUGUCCAUUUUGAAAGAAUUAGGAUACUUUAUAUUAUUACAAUUAAAGAAAGGAUUAAUAAUUUUUGAAGAAAGUAAAUUACAUAUAUGGCCAAUGAAAUUUCACUAAGCCAUCCUUUGUCGUAAAAUAUUAUUUGUCUAUGCAUACUUGAGAGAUAAUUUAUAAUAUCGACUGUAUAUUCAAAGUAUUAUUGUAACUUUUUCAUUAAUAGCUAGUUACUCGAAAUUAAUAUGUACUUAAUAGAUGUAAAAUGUGAUUUUUUUAACGAUAUGUAUAUUUUGACCUGAGGAACAAUGUGCUACUUAUCAUCCAGAUAAUCAUUGAUUAAUGACGUUGAAUUGUACAUAAUGCAGGGAAUAAAACUCAACAACUUUUCCGUAACUGAAAGAGGCCUUUAUCAAAUUAUGAUAAUGUAAAUAAUGAUCAAUCUUAUAUCGAGAAGAAUAUCGAUAUAAAUUUUAUAUGAUAUGUAACAAAAAGCAAAAAAAAGUGACCUUACAUACGAUACAUCAUUCCAGCUACUUUUAAAAAGGAUAUAAAAAUAAGAGUGUUCUCCUAUACACACGCCUAUUCGUGUAUGUAAUUCGUCUCCACCGUGUGUUUAGACUGUUGAAGUUUUCGAAUUUUAAUGUCAUUUUUAUAUAUGUUAUCUGUUAUUCUAUUGCGCAUUAUUAAAGAUUGAAAAUUUAAUGCGUUUUAAAGCUAUAGGUAAUUGAUGAAAACACCAAGAAAAGUCACUACGAUACUAUUUAUACGUAUGUAAAAUAUUCUUCGCAUGCCUGUGCCUUCGAUUGGAGUUGGAAUGAAUAUAUUCAGACGCAAUGUUACAUUCCAAUUAUAUUUAUAUCGUUGAAAAGAAAAGUGUUUCUAAGAAAUUUAUACUGCCUUUAUAGUUACGCAAAUUCAUUUUUAUAUGCGCUCGAUUCCACUUUUUCUACUUAAUUCGGAAAAUAUGUAUAUAUAUAUAUGUAUAUUCUAGGUAUUAUUUUAUAAAGUUUAGUUGCUCAUAAUGGCAAACAAUCACGUGUACUUCCGUAGUAAGCGCUAUUUUUAACAGGCCUUAUUGUUCCAUUGUCAAAUUAUCAAUCGCAUUAUUAAUUCUGUAAUCUCUGAAACACAUGUACUUUGCAUGUUUCUUUCCAAUUCCAUUAUUUUAAGAGUCGAAUGUUUAUACAGAUCAUAUAUAUAUAAUAUUUGAAGAGAUAUUUUUUAUGAAAAAGAUAUUUACGGUAUGUGAGUCGGAAAGAGUGCUUCAGUGAGAGAAUGGUUUUAGAGGAUUAUUAGCGUAAUUAUAAAACGAUCACGUUACAUUUAAUAAUCCGUACUUUAUUCCAUCGCUUUAGAGGAGGAACUACUUUUGUACUUACCGGAUAGAACAUGAACUUGGACAUAUUUUCGAUUAUACUAAAUGCUUUAUAGAAUCGUAGUUGUGCAGGGAGACAUCAGUGCUAAAUUAGUCAUCGAUACUGAAAUUAGAUAUAUUUUAAGCGAUAUGCGAUUGUACUCCUUAGUGUGAAUAAGAGAUAGUAAAUCACGGAGGAUGAAAGUACUUAUUACCGCUGUAAUUCUUUUUAAUGGCAGCUUAUAAAAUAAAAAUAUUUUAUUAUA
This is a messenger RNA of Linepithema humile (Argentine ant), 3490 nucleotides long. It is a transcript of the gene par-6, whose product is annotated as partitioning defective protein 6. NCBI's taxonomy places the organism in Eukaryota, Metazoa, Arthropoda, Insecta, Hymenoptera, Formicidae. Gene Ontology annotation, biological process: centrosome cycle. The record is from RefSeq and is a predicted model, not a curated record. Gene Ontology annotation, molecular function: protein binding.